AUUUUUUGCUUAUUUCUUUUCCUUUUAAUAGAUGCAAAAUUCACUUAGCGGACAAAUAGUAAUCCCUCCACAGUCUCCUUCCAUAAUCCCAAUCGUGAAUCCUACUUUGGAAGGAGAACAGACUGAGUCCAAAAAAACUACACCAAAACCUCCUUUGAAAGGAAAUAGUAGUGGAAAACGGCUUUGUAGAAAUGUCAUAAUUCAUGGCUAUUGUAAAUUCGAAGGAAAAGGUUGCGAGUUUAAUCAUGAUACGAACAAAACUAACUCUGUUCAAGCAAGUCCAGAAAAUAAAAGUAAACCAAUAGUGUUAUCGUCUGUAUCAGCUAGAAGUGUAAAUGCACCAGAAUUUGUUCCUAGAUUUGUUAUAGAAAAAGAAUCAAAUACAAAUAAAGAUCUUACAAUAGCUAAGCAGCAACAAUCUAACCCAUCUAAUAUAGCAACUGUAACAACUGGAUUUGCUCAAUUUGGUAUAUCAAAUGAUACAAACACUGCACAGCAGCAGCAGCAAUCUUCAUCAACACAAACACAAUUACCUUCUGAAAUGUUAGCUAGACUUGGCAUGAUCCCUGCAACACAAAUAGACCCUUAUUAUUAUAUGAAUGAACAACCUAUGUUUCCUAGACAACCAUUACAGCAUCAUUUAUAUUCGACCCCUUUACCACAUAUCAGUCAUCUAUCACCUAAUCAAAGAACAAUUCAUUCAUUUUUUUUGCCUGACCAUAUUCGAGAACAGCUUACACAACGCAAUGAAGCACAAUUGAUGACAGCUUCUGCUCGAGAUUUAGGAUUACCUACAGACGUUCAUGUGUACCAUUCAUUGUAUCCUUUAGAAACAACAGGAGAGAAAGCUAGUUUAUUUUAUGGGCAUACAACAUCUGUUUAUAAGGCAACAUGUAGCGUAGAUGGUCGUACAUAUGUAUUAAUUCGUAUUGAAGGAUAUAGAUUAGUGAAUGAAUUAGCUAUGCAAGUCGUAGAAGCAUGGAGACGUAUUCGACAUUGUAAUAUUGUAUCUAUUCGUGAAGCGUUUACAACUAGAGCAUUUGGUGAUUCGUCGUUAAUUUUUGUGUAUGAUUAUCAUCCUUGUUCCACUACAAUUUAUUCAACUUAUUUUACACCUCAAGGACAGGCAGCCUUAUAUAGUAGUAAUAAUAAUAAUAGAAGUAAUACACCAUUAAUUCCUGAAUCAACACUUUGGAGUUAUAUUACACAAAUUGCCUCUGCAUUAAAAACAGCUCAUGCUUCUGGAUUAGCUGCCCGAAAUAUUGAUCCUAAAAGAAUUCUGAUCACAGGCAAGAAUAGAAUAAGGUUAAAUGGGGCGAGUAUUUUGGAUGUUUUACAAUUUGACAGUGGUUUAAACGUUGUACGACAGCAGCAAGAAGAUUUAUUAUCAUUUGGUAAACUAAUAGUUGCAUUGGCUUGCAAUUCUCUUCAGGCAUUUCAUGAUCCUGCACAAUCAUUUGAAUACAUUACUCGGUAUUAUUCAUCCGAUUUAAAAAACAUUGUUUUGUAUUUGCUUAGUAAACCUUUACCUACAAAGAAUAUUGAUGAAGUAGUUAUAAUGAUUGGCCCACAUAUUCUUUAUGAAAUUGAUUGUAGUCAAUCUUAUAAUGAUGAGUUAGAAAAUGAACUCUCUAGAGAAUUAGAAAAUGGUCGACUUGUUCGAUUAAUGGCCAAAAUGGGUUUUAUUAAUGAAAGACCAGAAGAAAAAAAACCCCAUAGAUUUGAUAUGGAUCCUGGAUGGUCAGAAACUGGAGAUCGCUACUUGAUUAAACUAUUUCGUGAUUAUGUAUUUCACCAAGUAGAUGAGAAUGGCCAACCUGUAGUGGAUAUGGUUCAUGUCUUGACCUGUCUCAAUAAGUUGGACGCUGGCGUCGAAGAAAAGAUUAUGUUGAUGUCCAGAGAUGAGCAAUCAUGCCUUAUUGUUAGUUUUAGAGAAAUCAAAAACUGUAUUAUUUCAGCUUUUAAUGAUUUAACUUCUGGAAGAAAAUAAUAUAAUACAUUUAUAUAAAAAAAAAUUAAAAAAGAAAAGAAAAAAAAAUAAA
Cokeromyces recurvatus is the source of this 2042-nucleotide messenger RNA. RefSeq lists its product as uncharacterized. Gene Ontology annotation, biological process: protein phosphorylation; mRNA processing; nuclear-transcribed mRNA poly(A) tail shortening. The record is from RefSeq and is a predicted model, not a curated record. Gene Ontology annotation, cellular component: PAN complex; P-body. The transcript is spliced from 15 exons. NCBI's taxonomy places the organism in Eukaryota, Fungi, Mucoromycota, Mucoromycetes, Mucorales, Mucoraceae. The coding region runs from base 32 to 1990 and encodes 652 amino acids. Gene Ontology annotation, molecular function: poly(A) binding; metal ion binding; ATP binding.